AUGCGAAUUUAUACGUUAUUCGUGUUGUUUCUCAUUGUCACAGUUACCUGUAGUUUCUCGCCAUGUGUUUUAAGAGAAGAAGCACAUGGUCCGAUUUGUGUUUGUAAUGCGACAUAUUGCGAUACGAUUGAACCACUUGGAACAGUUGUUUCCGGAAAAUCGGUGGUUUACACAAGCUCGAAAACAGGAAAACGGUUGAAAAGGAGUGAGCAUGAAGCGAAAAAGACAACUCAUGCGAAAGUAAAACUCACAUUUAAUGCGUCGGAACAAUUCCAAACAAUCAUGGGAUUUGGAGGUGCAUUCACUGAUGCCGUUGGGAUAAACUUGGAAAAUAUUGGAUCUAAUAUGGCAGAUCAGAUUAUUAAUCAAUAUUACGGAGAAGAAGGGCUUGGCUAUGUGUACGGAAGAGUGCCGAUGGCAAGCUGUGACUUUUCUGUUCGAGAAUACAGUUAUGACGACACAGAUCUUGAUUUUGAGCUUACUAACUUUAAAUUGGCCGAUGAGGAUGUUAAAUACAAAAUCCCGUACAUCAAAAAAGCUCGAGCCGCAUCAAAAAACGCUCUUAAACUUUUUGCAACACCUUGGAGUGCUCCAGGAUGGAUGAAAACGAAUGGGAGAAUGAUCGGUGGAGGCAAACUGCUCGGAGAUCAAAAUGGAAAGUAUUAUAACACAUGGGCAAACUAUUUUGUUAAAUUCUUCGAAGAAUAUCAUAAAUUGGGAAUUGACUUUUGGGCGACAACUGUUCAAAAUGAGCCAACAAGCGGUCUCGAUCCUAACUAUAAAUGGCAAACGAUGUAUUUCAGCGCUUCAAUGGAGAGAAAUUUUAUUAAAAAACUUUUGGGACCUGCUCUUCAGGCAAAUGCGGUGACUGGGAACCUAACGAUCAUGAUCAAUGAUGACCAACGAUACAAUCUUCCUCAUUGGCCAGAUACGAUUCUUAAUGAUCCAAUGGCUGCAAAAUAUGUGAGCGGUAUCGCCCUUCACUGGUACGAAGACUUUAUUGAGCCGGCGACAGUCCUCACCACAACCCACAACCGCCAUCCAGACUAUUUCUUGAUGGCGACUGAAGCAUGUGCCGGAUAUAUUGGAUCAACUGGACCCGAGCUUGGAAAAUGGUCUCGUGCUGAAGAAUACGCAAAUUCGCUUAUUCGAGAUAUAUCCAAUUGGGUGACCGGUUUUGUUGAUUGGAAUUUGGUUUUGGACAUGAUCGGAGGACCGAAUUUGGUCAAAAAUUAUGUGGACGCGGCAAUCAUCAUAAAUAAGGAUAAACAAGAAUAUUAUAAGCAACCAAUUUGGCACGUGAUGGCACAUUUCAGCAAGUUUGUUAAGCCAGGAGCUAUUCGUAUAGGUACUUACAUUGCUGAAAAAAUCAACGAUAUUGAAGGAGUUGCUUUCCUGAAUAAGGAUGGAACAAAAACUGUUGUGAUUCUGAACAGAGAUCCCGUUCUACCUCAUUCAAUUUCGAUCAGCGAUGUGUCCGUUCCGGAUCAGUUUUAUACACUAGAGUUGGAUGCGAAUUCUAUAGUAACAAUUAUUCUCAAAUAA
Caenorhabditis bovis is the source of this 1545-nucleotide messenger RNA. NCBI's taxonomy places the organism in Eukaryota, Metazoa, Nematoda, Chromadorea, Rhabditida, Rhabditidae. The record is from the annotation of a GenBank genome assembly.